Molecule: messenger RNA, 2312 nt
Organism: Agrilus planipennis (emerald ash borer)
Lineage: Eukaryota; Metazoa; Arthropoda; Insecta; Coleoptera; Buprestidae
Product: flocculation protein FLO11-like
Exons: 1
Coding region: 343-1911 (522 amino acids)
Cellular component (GO): extracellular region
Molecular function (GO): chitin binding
Source: RefSeq, a predicted model, not a curated record
AACUCCUCCUUGCUAGAAGACAACAACACUGCUAUUUCAUUUGCAAAUUUAAACAUACUAAUCUUUAUCCCCUUGUAUAUCUAUCCCUACAGUUGUACUGUCUUUAAUGAUGUUGAUCACGUCUUCUCCAAAUGUUAUCUUUCAAUAAUUCUGAAAUACUGAUUAGACAUAGUGCAUGUAUAGUAUCUAUGCCCUAUUCGAAAACAAAUGAAUAUAAAAGACUAAAAAAUUGUACUCUCUAAAACUGUACCAACAGGAACGAAGAUUCUACCAAACACCUACAACAUUUGCGACGGUUCAAAAGUCUAUGUUCCUCACGAGCAUGACUGCUCAAAAUUUUACAUGUGCUCCAAUGGAAUUCCUCACGUGAUUACAUGUCCCGCGGGUCUACAUUUUGACGAGAGAAUAAACGUUUGUAAUUGGCCAGCCGAAGUAGUUUGCAGUCAAUCCGCUUAUUCCGACGAUGUAGUCGAGGACCCGUUUUAUGACCAGAACGAACUGAUCGACAGCCCCAUCGUAACUGACGACGUUCCGUUCACUGAAUGGCUGAAGCUUUCAACUACAAGACGCGAUGAAGAUGUCAAAUUUACAGGUACGUCUGAACCAAGGGCUUCACAAUAUCCUGUUGAGGAAAUCGAGAAUAAUAUUCCACCGAGCCCAAGUGCACCUCCUGUGACACCAAGUACUGUUCCACCGCCUACUGAAGAAUCUAACAUAGGAAGUAUUAUCCAGACAAUCGCCUCUCAAAUACUAGAUUACUUCACGGGUGGAGAUGACAGCGAAGAGACUGAUGACGAAGAUGAGGACGUGAAACUUUUACGGAAAAUAGUAACAGAAGAAACAUUGGAUAGAAUCAAAGCCCUUUUGAAAGUGCUGGUGGACGAAGUUAAAGAAAACACAUUAAAAAACCAUCACCCACAAACAGAUGGAAACAUAGAAACAAUGGAGAGCGAUAGUUUACCAGAUGAUAACGUGAGUACCACAUCUGACCAUCUUCCAAAUUAUACGACAAAAUCUGUAGAAAUCCAAAAUUCUUUUCCAGAUAGAGAAGGAACUGAAACAACCUUAACCACAAACAAUCUAUCAACAUCAACUGAAACUAGUGUUAGUACUAUUAAUACUGAAAAUAUUCUACCAACAACAAUUCUGGCGAGCGCUACCCAAACUAGUACCGCUAUCAAUGAUAUUCGUUUAGAAACAUUAAUAGAUUUAAUAGAAUUAAGUCACAGUACUCAAGCUACCAAUACAGUUACUGAUAUAACAUUAGAGAGUGCAGAAUCAGAAAAUAUAAAACAAUCAACGUUAAAUAUUUUUGAAAAUGCUACACCAACAUCAAUGGUAUCAAACACCAUCCAAAACAGUACCAGCCCGGAAACAACCACAACGACCGAAAGUGCUCAACCCUUAAUGACGUCCGAUACCAUUCAAAAUAAUACCAUAAUCACUGACAGUGGUUUAGUAACAACUGUGGUAUUAGAAGAUUCAAGUAACAGAAAGACAUGGGAGACUGAAGAUGUUCCAUCAUUAUUAGCUGUGACAGGCACCACUCAAAAUACUAUUAUAGGUACCGAUAAAGGUUUAAGAACAACAGAAUCAGAAGGUAUAAGUCAAGAUAUGUUACUGACGACUGAAAAUGCUUCUCCAAAAUUAGUGGUGCCAAAUUCCAACCAAAAUAGUGUAGAAACUUCCAAAGAUAAAGCAAAAGAGAACGUAAACCAAAAUAUAUCGCUAAUGGUCGAAACUGCCACUUCAGCAUCAGUAUUGCUAGACACACUUCAAAUCAGUGCUACAACUAUUGACCUUGAGAAUGUUCUACCUAUAGCAACGUCUAUGCCAGAAUAUCAGUGCCCUGUCAUCAUUUAUAAAGUCGAAAAUAACCACAAUUUUACAAUACGCAAGUCACAUCAAUGACAUAUUCUUAAGGUCAAUAACACAAUUAAAAAAGGUUAGAGUUAUGCUACAACAUUAAACAAUGAUUCACCAAAUGAUUUACCAACAACGCGCACGAGUUCAAAUACAAUAACAAUUAGAAGUUGUAAAUUCGGAAAUUUCAAACUGUACCACACCAUUGAAAACUGAACAAGUACCAUCAACAGCAUCUUUAACAGGCAUCAUUUUCUGACGCGGGAAUACCGAAAUAAGUACCUACUAAAUAAAAUUGAAACUACCCCCUAGGUUUAUUAAUGUUUGUUAUUACCAUUUACAUAAACCGUAAUUACAAGAAGAUGAAGAAUUUUAUGAUACAAAAUAUAUUGUAGAUAAAAAUUAAAUACUUUUUUGUUACAUUUAGGUAUGUCAUGUACAAGUAGGUA